Messenger RNA from Racocetra fulgida, 369 nucleotides. The record is from the annotation of a GenBank genome assembly. Lineage: Eukaryota; Fungi; Glomeromycota; Glomeromycetes; Diversisporales; Gigasporaceae.
AUGAGUUUCGUGCAAGUUUUUUUUUUUCUAAACGCAAAUAUUACUGAUAAUUCAAAAGAUGGAUUUGAAUAUGAAAGUUUAGUUUCAGUUAGUUUAAGUGAUUCUGUUGAUAAAUCUGAAUCGUGUUCUCAUUUGUCAAAGCGCAUGCGAAGUAAUAGUCCUGAUGAUUUGGUUAGUACUGAGUAUUUGGAGUGUAGAACUCAUAAUUUUAAAAAUAACAAAGUAAGUGAUUUUCAUGGUGAAGAGUCCAGUGAAUUAUCGAAGAAGAAGGUUAUGCAUAGAAAGGAUAAGGAAUGUGCAGAUUGUUUUUUAUGUAGUAGUUUGAGGUCUUAUAGUUUGAAUAUAGAUACUGCCAAGGAGAAUAAGUGA